Messenger RNA from Pecten maximus, 1420 nucleotides. RefSeq names its product sulfotransferase 1C2-like. Lineage: Eukaryota; Metazoa; Mollusca; Bivalvia; Pectinida; Pectinidae. Gene Ontology annotation, biological process: sulfation. Gene Ontology annotation, cellular component: cytoplasm. Bases 81 to 992 code for a protein of 303 amino acids. The transcript is spliced from 6 exons. Gene Ontology annotation, molecular function: sulfotransferase activity. The record is from RefSeq and is a predicted model, not a curated record.
AUAUAUAAGUGCGAUAGUAAGCUGUCGGUUCAUUUUAUGUGUGAUAGUAUAUCUCUUGUUCCAGGUAAGAAGAAGACAACAUGACACAGGAAACAGGUAAACCUUGUGGCGAGUUCCUGGAGGCUCGAGACAAGAGUGGCAAUACUAUAACCGUGUUUCAGUAUGGCGAAGAUACCAUACCUGCGAUGAAAGGUCUUCUCGACAUCAUGAACCCACAGCAGCAUAUGCCACAAUUGAGAGAGAUGGAAGCGAGAGACGACGAUAUCGUUGUGUGUGCUCCAGUGAAGGCUGGAACACAUUGGGUGUGGGAAAUCCUCACCAUGUUGACGCGGGGAACGACAGAGUACGCUACAGGACCUAAGGAAGAUACAAUGCUUGAAUUCCGCUCAGUAGACAAAUUGAACGCGCUAACCUCACCAAGGGUACUGAACACACACCUACGCCUCAGCAAUUUGCCAAAGCAGCUCAUUGAAAAGAAAUGCAAGUUGAUAUUUGUAGUGCGAAACCCUAAAGAUACGGUUGUUUCAAUGUACAAUCACAUGUCAGCAAAGGGCUCGGCGUUUGCUUACAAAGGGAGCUUCGAUGAGUUUAUAUCUAUGUUUAUGAGUGAAGUAGUUCCACAUAACCAAUGGACACGGUACAUGACAGGAUGGGAACAUGAUUUGGCAUUUAAUUCUGAUAUACCACGACACAUCAUAUACUACGAGGAUCUGAAACAGAACCCUUUUCACGAGAUAAAGAAGUUAGCGUCGUACCUUAAUGUGACUUGUACGGAUGCUUUCGUCGAUGACAUGGUUGAGAAGUGUUCAUUUGUUAACCUAAAGGAGGGGAAGACCAACAGGCCUGAUAAUAAGAGAUGGCAGUUUAUGUACAGAAAAGGAGAAGUUGGUGAUUGGAAAACAUGGUUCACUGUUGCACAGAAUGAAGUAUUUGACGAAUACUUAACAAAGGAAAUGGAACAUUCCAAAUUUAACUUCAAAUAUACAAUAUAACGUGCAUCAUGGUCAUUCACUGGCAUUUAUCAUAUUGUCAUCAAAAGAAUGGCGGACGACUCAUACAUAUAAUAAUGACAAAGGGAUUAGUCAGCAAGUUUUACCAACUUAUAAACGACUUCUCCCAUAAUAAUAACAAAAUAAUAAACUAUAACAUUGUCAUAUGAUGGCAUAUACAAAUAUUCAGAAAUUUGAUAAAGAAACGAAAAUAUUAUAAGAGAGAGAGAGAGAGGGGGGGGGGAGCAGGAGGGAGGAGGAUAUAGGUACAUAAAAAGUUAAAUGACUGCAUCGGGAAGGAUCAGGAACACGACAUAUAAAUAUUUGGAAUGAAUUCAAAUAUACAUAAUCGAUUAGAAAAAAAACGUUUUUAUAUUAUAUGGAUAAAUGGAGCAUUUUGGAUUUUUAGGAAAAUGGUAUGAAAAGAAGUG